This is a messenger RNA of Rhineura floridana, 2289 nucleotides long. RefSeq lists its product as uncharacterized. Bases 844 to 2064 code for a protein of 406 amino acids. Lineage: Eukaryota; Metazoa; Chordata; Lepidosauria; Squamata; Rhineuridae. The record is from RefSeq and is a predicted model, not a curated record. The transcript has 2 exons.
CAUCGAGGACCACAAUCCAGAUCCUGCCUCCCUGCGCAGAUCGCUACUAAAACUGCGUAAAACAGCUGCUUUCGUGGCUGACGCCACCUUGGACGCGAAUCAACUAGCAGCACGCGCCCUUGCGGCUCAGAUCGUUGCCAGACGGACCCUCUGGCUUCGUCACUGGCAGGCUGACUCUACUGCCAGAGUUAAUCUUUCAUGAGCACCUUAUGCAGGCUCAUUACUUUUCGGGGAAGAGGCAUUAAGGGCAGUGCUUGUCGACCCUAAGGACACUCGAAAGCCUGUCUUGGCCACCGUCAAAAACGUCGAGCGCAGACCCUUUAGGCGUUUCGCUUCAUAUCGCAUGUCUCAGCCCUUUCGGGGAACCCGGCCCGGGGGACGAGGCCGUGACUUCCCAGCAUUUGUAUUCCGCUGGUGGACAAGGGUACAACAUCUCACCCAAGGCACUCCGUUCAGAGAACCCCACCGGACUGUCAUUACCACCGAUGCCAGUCUCCUGGGUUGGGGAGCCCACUGCAACUCCCAGUUCGUUCAGGGAGUUUGCAACACAGUAGAACAAACUCAAAACAUCAACUGGCUGGAACUAAAGGCUGUCCACUUAGCUCUGCUUCAUUUUCAGUCUCUCUUCCACUUGGACCAUGUCCUCAUUCGAACGGACAACACGUGUGCCAAAUCUCAUUUAAACAGACAGGGAGGCACCAGGUCCAGACCUCUACAGAGCCUAGCUUCCAUCAUAUUCGACUGGGCAGAACAACAUCUGCAAUCCCUCAAAGCAGAACAUCUCAGAGGAAUUUGGAAUUUCACAGCAGACUGGCUCAGCAGACAACAAGUCUUUCCGGGAGAAUGGAAACUUCAUCCGACUGUGUUCCAUCUUCUCCAGCGUCGAUUCGGCCCCUUCUCAGUCGACCUCUUUGCUUCCAGUCGCAAUUGCCAGCUACCCAGGUACUUCGCUCGAUACCUGGACACGACAGCGGAAGCGGUGGAUGCUCUGUCAUUGCCGUGGCCGGAGGGACUAUUAUACGCCUUCCCUCCAAUACCACUAUUAGCCAAAACCUUGCAGAAGGUACGUCGCGAGAGGGCACAGCUGGUUCUGAUAGCACCAUAUUGGCCCCGUCGACCGUGGUUCUCGGAUCUCCUGGCACUGUCGGUGACAGAUCCCUGGCCACUCCCAGUCAGGCCAGAUCUCUUAUCACAAGGCCCAGUAUGGCAUCAGGACCCCAAGUGGCUCAACCUAACAGCGUGGCAUUUGAACGGGGACAUUUGAGAUCGGCCGGCCUGUCAGACGCUGUUAUUGACAUUAUUUUGGCCUCAAGAAGACCAUCCACCACUCGUAUAUAUCAGCAUACUUGGGUAGCGUUCUCCAGGUGGUGUCAGUCUCAACACAUUGAUCCUUCCAAGGCUACAGUACAACAAGUGCUGCUAUAUCUUCAUAGGGGCCUCAUGUUGGGACUUAGACCCAACACAUUACGUCGACAUGCGUCCACCCUGUCGUCCAUUCUUUCAGUAUCUUCCACUGACGCCCCUAUUGCCUCACAUCCGUUUAUCAAACGCUUUCUUAGAGGCACUGCUCUACGCUCGCCGGCUGUAGCUCACCGUUUUCCAUCAAGGAGUUUGUCAAAGGUUCUACAGGCCUUACAACAUCCUCCGUUUGAGCCACUCAGGACUGUGCCUUUACGUCUGUUGUCUUUCAAGGUCCUGUUCCUGAUUGCGAUUACAUCGGCGAGAAGAGUCUCGGAACUGGGCGCAUUGUCUUCUGCUCGCCACCUCUGUGUCUUUCACAAGGAUUCUGUUGUGCUGAAAACUGAUCCUUCAUUCCGUCCCAAGGUCAAUUCAGUUUUCCAUUGCAACCAGGACAUUGUUCUACCUUCAUUUUGUCCGAAUCCUACUCAUCCGCUCGAGAAGGCUUGGCAUUCGUUGGAUGUUCGGAGGGCUCUCAAGACCUACCUGUCCAGGACCCAGGAUAUACGACAGACUGAGUCUUUGCCCGUUGGCCUUUUUUCCUGCAUGUUUAGAUAUAUCUCUUUGGACUCGCUGCGAAUGAACUGGAGAGUGGGAGGGGCCUGACGCCCUAGUCUUGACUUCAGAAACAUUCUUGCCUUUGGACGAUAGGACGAGCUAUAAUCCAGCAUGAUGGCAUUCUCCUAUGAAAAUCACCCUUCAGGUGAGACCAAUGGUCCAUUUUCAUUUUUCAGUUACCCUCCCUUUGAUUGCUGUGCAUGGGAAAUUCAUUGUGCCAGCUUCAGGACUGUCAUAGUUUUCUUGCCAUUCUGAAGGUAUGCUGAGGGAACA